Striga hermonthica is the source of this 1394-nucleotide messenger RNA. The record is from the annotation of a GenBank genome assembly. Lineage: Eukaryota; Viridiplantae; Streptophyta; Magnoliopsida; Lamiales; Orobanchaceae.
AACAACAAAAAUCGUUGCGUAUUGGGGUCAACCUGCAGGAACCCCUUCGGUCAAAUUUGAUUCAAUUCCUCCAGUCAAACACUGAUGUAUUUGCAUGGAAACAUGAAGACAUGAAAGGGAUCGACCCACAGAAGGCAUGCCAUCGUCUCAAUUUGGAUAAGACUGUCAAACCGGUUAUUCAGAAACGUCGGAAAUUUGGUCCGGAUCGCCAGAAGGCUCUUGAAGAGGAAGUAAAUAAGCUCAUAGACAAUAAAUUUAUCAAGGAAGCCAAGUAUCCGACAUGGAUAUCGAAUCCUGUUUUAGUUAAGAAAGCCACCGGUCUUUGGCGUCUUUGUAUAGAUUUCUCAGACUUGAACCAAGCGUGCCCGAAAGAUAGCUACCCUAUUCCGCACAUUGAUUAUAUGGCGGACGCUACGUCGGGACACCAACUUAUGAGUUUUCUGGAUGCCUAUUCAGGCUAUAAUCAGAUUCCCAUGCACCCUGAUGACGCUGAGCAUACCUCGUUCUAUUCAGCUCGAGGCCUUUAUUGCUAUGUCAUGAUGACUUUUGGAUUGAAGAAUGCAGGGGCCACGUAUCAGAGAUUGGUCAAUAAGAUGUUUGCUCGUUUAAUUGGCCAUACAAUGGAAGUUUAUGUAGACGACAUGUUAGUAAAGUCGGAACAGGCCCCCGACCAUAUUGCCCAUCUCUCCGAAGUCUUCGAUAUACUCCGAGAAUAUUCCAUGGUGCUUAACCCCAAAAAAUGUACUUUCGGAGUUGGAUCAGGGAAGUUUCUAGGAUACCUGGUGAGCCAAAGAGGGAUCGAAGCCAAUCCCGCCAAGAUCCAAGCCAUACUUGACCUAGCUCCCCCGACAUCUCUCAAAGGCGUCCAAGCCUUAACUGGUCGGCUGACAGCUCUUAAUCGGUUCAUUUCGAAAUCUACGGAUCAUUGUAAACCAUUCUUUGACGCUAUCAAAAAGAAGAAACCGUUUGAAUGGACCAUGGAAUGCCAGAAUGCUUUUGACAAUAUUAAACAAGUUCUCCUGCAGUUACCGACAUUACAAAAGCCACUUCCUGAUGAAUCUCUCUAUUUAUAUCUUGGUGUAAGUAACGCUGCUGUCAGUGCUGUUCUUAUACGACAAGACGGACUUCAACAGUUUCCGGUAUAUUAUGUUAGCAAGGCCUUACACGACGCUGAAUUACGAUAUCCGCAUACAGAAAAGCUGGCCUAUGCCCUGAUCAUUGCUGCACGAAAGUUGCGCCCAUACUUUUUGGAGCAUUCAAUUGUUGUGUUCACGACAUAUCCUCUCCGACAAGUCCUUCACCGACCUGACACGUCGGGAAGAAUGAUUAAAUGGGCAAUUGAGUUGGGACAGUUUGAUAUCCAGUAUCGGCCACGAACCGCUAUCAAAGCCCAA